Molecule: messenger RNA, 4249 nt
Organism: Neopelma chrysocephalum (saffron-crested tyrant-manakin)
Lineage: Eukaryota; Metazoa; Chordata; Aves; Passeriformes; Pipridae
Gene: PRKCQ
Product: protein kinase C theta
Exons: 20
Coding region: 822-2963 (713 amino acids)
Biological process (GO): protein phosphorylation
Molecular function (GO): ATP binding; diacylglycerol-dependent serine/threonine kinase activity
Source: RefSeq, a predicted model, not a curated record
GCGGGGGCGGCGGGCAGCGCCGAGCCGGGCUGAGCCGAGAGGAGCUGAGCCGAGUAAAGCCGAGCUGAGCCGAGUCGGCUGUGCCGGGCGGAGCUCAGCAGAGUUGAGCUGAACCGAGCCGAGCUCGGCAGAGCCGGACGGGACUAGGCUCAAGCCAAGCCGAGCGCAACUGAACGAGGCUGCGCAGAGCCGAGUUGAACUGAGCCGAACCGGACUGAGCCGAGCCGAGCUGAGCCGAAACGGGCUGAUCCGAGCUGAUCCGAGCCGCCCUGCGCUGCGUGGGCAGCAGGUCCAGCCUCACAAUCCCAUCAGAGGGGGAGGGGCUCAAAGGAAAGGCUUAGAGGGAGAGACGAGGAAGGAGGGAUGGAGAGAACAAGAGCAGCAGCUUAGAUGCCCCUUGGGAUCUUUUCCAGGAAGAAGGAAGAAGAUCUCACCAUAUCCAGGGCACAAGUGAAACAACAACCUACUGCCACCUGACCAUGCACUGACACAAAGUUGUUCUGAGUUUUACGGUUGCCCCAGAUUUUUGUAUAAGGGGCUGAUGGAAACUCAUUGCUCCACACUUCUGGGUAAGAGAGAAGACACUCAAGCAAAGGGCUGCAUCUUGGUUUCUCCAGUUUUCCUCUCUCCUGGAUGGUCUUGCCUUCUGUCUCCUUGAACAGAGAGUCAAGUUUUAAAGUCAGCCCAGCCAGAGGAGCAGUUCUCCUCAUUCCUUCAGCUGAGAAAAUCUUUUCCAUGUUGUCCACAACUGUGAUGAAAAGAGAAGCCCCUCUCAGACACUGAACUUGUCUGUCAGGAAAAUACUAUUUACAGGACUUGUCAUGUCUCCCUUCCUGCGUAUUGGUUUGUCCAACUAUGACAGUGGCCCUUACCUGCCAUCCCAGGGGGAGGUGAUUAACCCUUACUGUGCUGUGAUGGUGAAAGAAGCCGUGGAGUCAGAGAAUGGCCAGGUGUAUGUGCAGAAGAAGCCCACCAUGUACCCACCCUGGAACAGCACCUUUGAUGCCCACAUCAACAACGGCAGGGUCAUGCACAUCGUUGUCAAGGACAAAAGCGCCGAAAUGGUUUCGGAGACCACGGUGGAACUCAAGGUGCUGGCAGAGAGGUGCAAGAAAAGCAAUGGGAAGACAGAGAUAUGGCUAGAACUGAAACCUCAAGGGCGAAUGCUGAUGAAUGCAAGAUACUUCCUGGAAAUAAGUGAUGCAAAGGACCUGGCUGACUGUGAGACUGAAGGUUUCUUCUCCUUGCACCAGCGCAGGGGAGCCAUCAAACAGGCCAAAAUCCAUAAUGUCAAGUGUCAUGAAUUCACGGCCACCUUCUUUCCACAACCCACCUUCUGCUCUGUCUGUCAUGAGUUUGUGUGGGGUCUGAAUAAACAAGGCUAUCAAUGCAGACAGUGUAAUGCUGCCAUUCAUAAGAAGUGCAUUGAUAAAGUAAUAGCCAAGUGUACAGGAUCAGCAAUCAAUAGCAGAGAAACAAUGUUCCACAAAGAGAGGUUCAAGAUUGACAUGCCUCACCGCUUCAAAGUCUACAACUACAAGAGCCCAACUUUCUGUGAGCACUGUGGGACGCUCCUCUGGGGCCUUGCACGGCAAGGACUGAAGUGUGAUGCAUGUGGCAUGAACGUCCAUCACAAGUGCCAGACAAAAGUAGCAAAUCUCUGUGGAGUUAACCAGAAGCUAAUGGCUGAAGCUCUGGCAAUGAUAGAGAGCACUCAGCAGGCUCGCUGUCAGCGGGACACUGAGCAGAUCUCCAGGGAUGGACCUCUGGAAAUUGGCUUCCCAGUUCCAGUGAAGGACGUAACACCACUACAGGCAUUGCCAGCAUCUACAACGGGUAAAAAAGAGCCACAAGGCAUCUCCUGGGAGACUCCGGUGGAGGGCACAAUGAAGGGGGAGGCUCUGAUAGAGACAGACUUGGGAGAACAGUCCCAGGAACAGCAAGAGCACCAAGUGCAGCUAAAACUGACCAUUGACGAUUUUGUCCUGCACAAGAUGCUGGGGAAGGGCAGUUUUGGCAAGGUGUUCCUUGCUCAGCUGAAGAGCACAGACCAGUAUUUUGCUGUGAAAGCCCUGAAGAAGGAUGUGGUGCUGAUGGAUGAUGACGUUGAAUGUACAAUGGUGGAGAAGAGAGUCCUCUCCUUAGCUUGGGAACACCCAUUCCUGACUCACGUCUUCUGUACGUUCCAGACCAAGGAAAACCUCUUUUUUGUGAUGGAAUACCUCAAUGGAGGAGACCUUAUGUUCCAUAUCCAGAGUUGCCAUAAGUUUGACCUUCCAAGAGCAACGUUUUAUGCUGCUGAAAUAAUUUGUGGGCUCCAGUUCCUCCAUUCCAAGGGCAUAAUAUACAGAGACUUGAAGCUGGACAACGUCCUCCUGGACAACGAGGGGCACAUCAAAAUUGCUGACUUUGGGAUGUGCAAGGAGAACAUGUUUGGAGAUGCAAAAACAAGCACUUUCUGUGGGACUCCUGACUAUAUUGCUCCUGAGAUCCUGCUGGGGCAGAAGUACAACACCUCUGUUGACUGGUGGUCCUUUGGUGUUCUCCUGUAUGAGAUGCUUAUCGGCCAAUCCCCUUUCCAUGGCCAAGAUGAAGAGGAGCUUUUCCAGUCUAUCCGUAUGGAUAACCCCUUCUACCCUCGCUGGCUUGACAAGGAUGCAAAGGACAUUUUGGUGAAGCUUUUUGUAAGAGAACCUGAGAGGAGACUGGGAGCAAGAGGGAACAUCUGCCAGCAUGCCUUUUUCCGGGAAAUCAACUGGGAAGCUUUAGAAGAAAGAAGGAUAGAGCCUCCUUUCAAACCAAGAGUGAAAUCUCCAAGUGACUGUAGCAACUUCGACAAGGAAUUUCUAAAUGAAAAACCUAGACUGUCCUGUGCCGACAGAGCGCUGAUUAACAGCAUGGACCAAAAUAUGUUCAGCAACUUCUCCUUUGUGAACCCUAAAAUGGAGAAAAUAUUUUCCUGAGAUCUGCCUUACUGAAGGAAUUCUCUGUAAUGGUUUGAGCAGCACUUUGUCAACUGAAGACUCUGCAUCGUUAUUUUUAUCAAGAACCCUCCAGAAAAACACACCUCAGUGAAAGUUUGUACCAUGCCUGGAAGUUUCCAGCUUAUUCCAGUCUGUAGCAGAUGCCAGCCACUCUUCUUUAAUGAUAAAGUUUCUUUGUGGUAUCUUUUGGUCUCUCUUCUCUCUCUUCCCAAUGUUAUGGAAUUGAGAGCAUCUGAAAAUGAGGAGCUGCCAAAACCUGUUCCCCACUACUUGUACAUGCAGCCAACGGGCUUCUGUGUAAAAAAAAACUAGUAUAUUUGAGCUUCUGGUGAUGUCAGUGCCCAUUUCUGCAACUCUCACCUAGACCCACCUUCUUCUGAAGGAAAAGUGGUUUGCUCAAGGCCUGGAGGUACCUGGGAAGACUUCAGGUUGGAUGCUUUGGUAACCUCCACGUGUACAUGUGCAGAAUUGUGCAUGUGUGCACAGUUUUGAAGAAGUAUUUUGUUCCCUACACACUUUAAAAAUACUGUUCACAAGGUGUUAGGAUUCGAUUUUGCUCUCCUGGGACAAAGAGACUUUGCAGGUGCCCAUUCCAAUAUCCGUACAUCUUAAUUGGAGGCACUGGAACUAAGGAAUCAACCCCAAAGGAGGAUCAUUGCCAUGGGAAGUGCCAAGAUCAAUACAGAAAACCAGUGGUUUACACUUAGCAGUAGAACAGGAAGGAUGGGAAGUUGCAGAAUGCCUCAAGAACCACGUUUUAAGCUUUAACUAUCCUUGCCAAACUCAGGGCAAAAUCUGGACUGGGAUUUCUGGGUUUUUAUCCUAAAACUGCAUGAGAAAAGUGGAAGAUGUUUCCUGAAACGUUGUUUAAGCAUCGUAAAACUGGGACAGAUUUGGGGUAUUUUACUUGAGAGGUAUUAACCAGUCCCUGCAAAGACUGAUUUGCUCUCUGUUGCUCUAAGUGAUGCCCCAACUCUUUGGCAACGUGGGCACAGGUCAAUGAACUGCACCCAACAGUCAGAGGGCAGGACAGCACAUCAGGUGAGGGUGGUCCUUGCCUUCAUCUCAUGACAUUUUGCUGUGUGUUCUAUCCCUUUACAGUCUGUGGAAAAGUAGUUGGGUUAAAAAAAGUCUUUCCUGUGAUCCUUUUGCCAUGGGAUCCUUUUAAAUAAAGAUGCACUUUUUUCUGAAGUUGGAGAGCUGUAGAAUUGCCCAGUUACUGCUUGUCACUGAGAUACCACUUAAAUACUGGGUCAAAAUUAAGU